Notothenia coriiceps (black rockcod) is the source of this 2735-nucleotide messenger RNA. It is a transcript of the gene mmp14a, whose product is annotated as matrix metallopeptidase 14a (membrane-inserted). Gene Ontology annotation, biological process: skeletal system development; zymogen activation; extracellular matrix organization. Gene Ontology annotation, molecular function: metalloendopeptidase activity; zinc ion binding. The coding region runs from base 1 to 1113 and encodes 370 amino acids. Lineage: Eukaryota; Metazoa; Chordata; Actinopteri; Perciformes; Nototheniidae. Gene Ontology annotation, cellular component: plasma membrane; extracellular matrix. The record is from RefSeq and is a predicted model, not a curated record. The transcript is spliced from 7 exons.
AUGGCGACAUUUUCCAUUCCCGUGCACAUCCUCACACCUGCACCAUCAAAGACCUCCAUCUGCACCCACAAUUGUUCUCUCUCUGAAGGUAAUGAUGUUUUCCUGGUGUCCGUCCAUGAGCUGGGUCACGCUCUGGGUCUGGAGCACUCCAACGACCCCGCUGCCAUCAUGGCCCCCUUCUACCAGUGGUUUGAAACGGAAAACUUCCAGCUCCCGGACGACGACCGCAGAGGCGUCCAGGCAAUCUACGGAAGCAAAUCUGGUGGUCCCCCUCCCCCCCCUCCCCCUCCUCGGCCCACAAAGUCGUACGUGCCCGAUAACGGCCCAGAUGUGUGUGAGGGACACUUUGACACCAUCGCUAUCCUCAGAGGGGAGAAGUUUGUAUUUAAGGACAAGUGGUUCUGGCGUGUGCGCAACAACAAGGUGUUGGCAGGUUAUCCGAUGGCCAUCAAUCACUUCUGGAAGGGCCUGCCUUCAAACAUCAACGCCGCCUACGAGAGGGAUGAUGGGAAAUUUAUCUUCUUCAAGGGAGACAGGUACUGGGUUUUCAGUGAGUCCACCAUGGAUAAGGAUUCCCCCAAGAGCCUGAAAGAUAUGGGCCCUGGUCUACCCAAAGAUAGAAUUGAUGCUGCUCUGUACUACACACCCACAGGACAGACGUACUUCUUCAGAGGCAAUAAGUACUACCGUUUCAACGAGAAGACUCGCACCGUGGACAGCGGUUAUCCAAAGCCCGUCAGCAUGUGGAGCGGUGCGCCGGAAAACAUUAAGGCUGCCAUCAUGAGCGAAGACGGAUCUUACACUUACUUCUACAAAGCCAACAAGUACUGGAAGUUCAACAACCAGUACAUGAAGGUGGAGUCCGGCUACCCCAAGUCCGUGCUCAGAGACUGGAUGGGCUGCGAAAGCGAGGACCCCAAGAGAGGUCGGGAAGGGGAGGUGAUCAUCAUCGAGGACGUGUCGCAGGGCGGCGCCGGGCCGGCAGCCGUGGUGAUCCCGCUGCUCCUCCUGGUGCUGGUCGUGGUCACUCUGGGAGUGCUUCUGGUCUUCAGGAAGUACGGCACGCCUCGACGCCUCCUCUACUGCCAGAGAUCUCUGCUGGACAAGGUGUAGAGGAAGUGAAAAGACAGACUGCCACAAAGGGACAGAAAGAGAGGGGGAGAGAACUGGAGAAAAGGCGGGAUAGGAGAGGGACCAUGUGUUAAGUUUUGGGUGGUUUGUAUGUGCCACAAAAGAGAGGGAAAAAAGGCCCUAGAAACUGAAAUCAGGAAAAUGCGUAUUUGUAUGUUAACUAUUCACAUGUACUGUUCAGAGAUCAUUACCCACAGUCUCACAUAGAGACACAGAGACUCAUCAAAGACUUCUCUCCAUCCUCUCCUGUCUCACAUCACAGGUAUAUAAAAAAAAAAACAUCCCUCCUUCCUUCCUCUCCUUUAACUGGACGACUCCAGCUGAACUGCUGUCUGACUCAUUUACUCAGAAAUUCAUCAUCUCUGUCACGAGUUUGUGCUCAAAAACAUAUAUUUGUGGUUGGGUUUUUUUUGAGGAAGCUUUACUCAGAAAUUCAUUCAUUACAACGUCACAUUUCCAAUGUUUUUGCUAAGUUUGGAUAUUUGGCUGAGCAGUAUUUCCGGUAUUUCUUAGGUUUAUUUUCUACCACUAAUUAGGGCUGGGUAUCAAACCUCAGAUUUCUACCUAAACAUUUUUUACUGCACGUAGUAUUAAAAGUUCCACAUUUAAAGACUAUUAUUUCCUUUACCGUCGACAAAAAGAUUUACGAAAAUAAGCUCAUUUUUCUCACACUUAAGGUACUGACGUUUUCAAAAACAACACCUUUUAAAAAGAUACUCAGCCCUACUACUAAAGGAAUAAUCUCCCGUUCAAACGCAAAAAGUUGACCACGUUUCAGGUUGGAUGUAGCUCAGUGUAUAGCAUGUACUUUAUGCACAGUGUUAGUGUUGAUUGAUGCAGAUUUUGAACAUGCACAGAUAGGAUUUAAGAUUUGUUUAUCCGGGAUAAUGUCCGCGAAAGUCCGACUUAACAUGCUGGAGGCGAUUUCCCCUUGAGGUGCAGAUUGAAAAGAUUGACGGUACAACUAAAAUCCUUUAUUACGGGCUUUAAUCUCAACUUGAUUCAGUGCAAGCAGUCAGACGGGAGAAAUAUUUUCUAAUACAACGUGAUGUUUUAACUCACGAAUGACAGUUUUUCUAACAUUCCAGUACAUUUGUUUUAGGUGCAGAGCUGCUCGUCCAAAUGUGUCAGUAAGCGGUGCACUUCCCAACAAUAUGGUGCAAUUUUUUUAAUUAUUAUCGUUGUUAUGGGAAAUUGUUGUUAUUAUAAGUAUGGUUAUUGUUAUUAUUGUUCUCCUGGUAAAGUUAUAAUGAUUUUUUCUUGUCUUUUAUACAUUGUCAUUUGGAGUCCUGCUGGACAGAGGCGUAACGUGACAAUGGUGGAAAUAUUUCCCAGUUUACACUCAGCAUGUGAUGAAUUAAAAUCCAAUCGGGGGGGAAUGUGACUUCAAGGUGUUUCCUUUUACUCCGAAACACCUGGAAUCACAGAGAUGUUGGCACACAAUAACAAGCAAUGCUAUUUAUGUACUUUGACAGUGCUCAAUGUUUUUUUUUGUUUUUUUACACAAAUCAAAAUUGAAGGUGAUUUAAUUUAGUUAAUAACAAUGAUAAUGGUAAUGAUAUUUAUAAUGAUGAUCAUAUCAAUAAAGUUGAAUGAGAUUUUUU